AUGCUGGGGUUGGGGAGAAAAGGGACUGGCAGGCUGGCGGUGUCCCAGGGGAGCACUCUGUAACGGUCGAACGGCUUGUAUCUUUUUCAACCUUUUCCGUUUCUUCACCAUUCCUACCCCUUUAUUUUAAGCUUUAUCGGGUCCUCCAGAUAGGGCCGUUGUUUGGGGGCGAUGGGAACACACAAGCAAGGCUUUACCUAGAUAAACUUAAAAGACCCAUUCAAUUCUUACGAUUUGAUACUGUUUUUUUUUUUUUUUUAACUUUUCGUUAAUAUAUGAUUAUUUACCGCCACUACUACUUCAGGGAAAGGAAAGAGGGUAGGAUAGUAGGGCUUCUGGUGAGGUUAAUUUUUAAAAACGUGUUGCAGCAGCCUGAGGUAAUUUUCUAAUAUGUGCUAAAAGAUUUGAUUUGUUAUUUUACUUUCCCUGAUUUUGCAGCCCCAAACCCUAGAACGAAUUUGGUUUUCAGUUUUCUGACAGCCUUUGACUCCUAUGUCAGUGAACGUUCAUUUUGCGUGUGUUGGGUGAGCAUUCCUUGUAUCGAGGUAGCACGUUUUUCACACGUUGCUUUUAGCAGUUGAUAGGUGUUGGUUCAUUAGGUAGCGUCUGAAGUUUCAGCUGUAGGUUUCAACUAGAAAAAGGUUCUAUGCAAGGACUUUAAUGAGAUCCAGUAAUUGUUGUUCUGUGGCUCUGGUUUGUGAAUGACUGGAUAUUGAGAAUAGUCUCUGUGUUAGUUAAUGACCUUGAACAAAACCAUUCUCACAAAUAUGUAUUGCAAAGAUAGGUAACUUUCAAAAAAAAAUUAUAUCCUAUUUAUCUGUUUCUUUAGGGGAUGGGGGGAAUGGCGAUUCACUGUAAUGGUUAAAGGCUGUGCAUAUUGGUCCUUGAGAACUCAAACUGAGGAGCCCUGCAUCAUCUUUAGAAGUCCAGUUUCCAGUGGACUAGGAAUGGAUCCUGAUUGCUGAUGGCAGUAAUGAUCCUGGCAUCUUCUGUAGAAAGUGCUGCUCUUCUCUUCCUCCAAGGGCUAUGUUAAAAACGACAACGAACACCAACCAUGAAAGAUCCAAGUCGCAGCAGUACUAGCCCAAGCAUCAUCAAUGACGAUGUGAUUAUUAACGGUCAUUCUCAUGAAGAGGAUAAUCCAUUUGCAGAGUACAUGUGGAUGGAAAAUGAAGAGGAAUUCAACAGACAAAUAGAAGAGGAGUUGUGGGAAGAAGAAUUUAUUGAACGCUGUUUCCAAGAAAUGCUGGAAGAGGAAGAAGAACACGAAUGGUUUAUUCCAGCACGAGAUCUCCCGCAAACUAUGGACCAAAUCCAAGACCAGUUUAAUGACCUUGUUAUCAGUGAUGGCUCUUCUCUGGAAGAUCUUGUGGUCAAGAGCAAUCUGAAUCCCAAUGCAAAGGAGUUUGUUCCUGGGGUGAAGUACUGACAUGUCUGAGCAGCCGGCCGCUUUUGGUGGAUGUAGCACAGUUUCCACACUGGGAAGGCAGUGUUAGAAGACUCCAUUGUAAAAGCUCUCUCUCGUCACUGUGUUACACUUACGCAUUGCCAAAGUUUUUGUUAGUCUUGCAUGCUUAAUAAAAGUGCUGAGACUGUUACUAAGUAAGAAGCUGUCACACAGUUACUGAAAGUAGAAUUGGCCGCAUGGCUUAAUGUAAAGACAGCAACGGAAGAAGCACCAGUCAAUUGUGACAAAGAACCAAAUUAAAUCACCUCCAAAUCUCAUUGAAUUGUCUGUCUUUGAGGCUAAACUGGUCCCUUAGGGUUAGUUGACACUUUAAUGUCUACACUUUGUUUCAAAAAAAAAAAAAAGUAAGUUAAGUAAAUAAGUUUAAAUUAAGUUCUGAUUGUUAAACAGAUUUCUUAGUUGCAUUUGUCCAUCAAAAAUAACUUUUUCUGAAGAAAAAUCUGUUACCUUUUGAAGUAAGUAAUUUCACAAGCAUGUCUCUGAGGUUUCACGGGUGGGGGUCAGAUAGGAGCUAGUCUGUCUGGCUUUUGCCUGGUGUAUUAUCAUCAUGUUAGGAAUACUGAGUUCUAGUGUUAAACCUGAGGAAAUGCAAUUUGAGGCUUGCAUCUUCUGAAGAUUGAUUGCAUCAUAGCCAUCAUGUGUGAAGUCUAACAUAGGACCUAUAGCAGCCCAUAAUCCAACUGAAGCACUCGAAAGACGGUAGCAUGACUUUGGUGCUCUUCCUUGCUUUGUUAACCAUCAUGACUAUAGUCUGCAGCACAAGUUUUCUUUUAACAAAGCUAGAACAGUUUUGGCUUCUUAAACUUCAUAUUUGAGUAGGUUAAGCUGCCAUACGUGUUCAGUGUGAAUAGUGUUUAAGUUGAAAAUAUUGUAAAAAAAUUAUAUUUUUUCAAAAAUAUUUAAAAAAAUAAAUGAUAGUGGAACCGA
Molecule: messenger RNA, 2395 nt
Organism: Arvicanthis niloticus (Nile rat)
Lineage: Eukaryota; Metazoa; Chordata; Mammalia; Rodentia; Muridae
Source: RefSeq, a predicted model, not a curated record